CCUAGGUGGACAUUUAUUAUUAGGACAGCAAGCGGUCCCGCUGAGAAGUGAUUGCUUUGCGCGCAUAAACCUCGACCACCUCAGCAAAAUGGCGCCGAAACAGCGACCGCCUACCUUGACCCAGUAUGCGCUGGGUCAGAGUCUAGAGAUAUUCCGCAACCUACUUUUGGUCCUCUUCCUGCUGCGCAUCACCCGGACGACUUUCGUGCAGCUGCGCGGUUACGGCUUCAUCGGUUCCCUCAAACAAGCCUACAAGGAGACCUACCGCCGAGGAUAUGCUACCUUCUUGUCACUCCCAUUCGUACAAGCCAAAGUUCGUGCCGAAGUCAAGAAGGCCGUCACAGAUCUUGAAAAGAAGCUAGUGCCGUCAGGACCCGGCGUAACGAAUUUCACCUCGAUACCUGCGACGGGAUGGACGGUGGAGCAGGUUCGCGCGGAGCUGGAGAAGUUGUCGGCUAUGGAGCACACAAGAUGGGAGGACGGACGGGUCAGCGGCGCAGUCUACCACGGCGGAGAUGACCUUGGUGAUUUGCAAAGCGAAGCGUUCAAGCGAUUCGGCGUGAGCAACCCCAUCCACCCCGAUGUCUUCCCAGGCGUACGAAAGAUGGAGGCCGAGGUGGUGGCCAUGACUUUGGGACUGUUCAAUGCUCCAGAGAGUGGAGCUGGUGUCACCACUAGCGGUGGUUCGGAGAGCAUUCUUAUGGCCGUACUUUCGGCGCGCAACAAGGCAUACAAGGAGCGCGGCGUGCGUGAGCCGGAGAUGAUUCUCCCAGAGACUGCUCACACCGCCUUCCGCAAGGCUGGGGAGUACUUCAAGAUCCGCAUUCAUCUUGUGCCCACUCCUGAGCCAAGCUACCGCGUCCACAUCCCCUCAGUAAGCCGCCUGAUUAACUCUAACACGAUCCUCCUGGUCGGUUCAGCACCCAACUUUCCACAUGGAAUCGUCGACGACAUCCCUGCGCUUUCACGACUCGCAUCUAAGCACAAGCUCCCACUGCACGUCGACUGUUGUCUCGGAUCCUUCAUCAUUCCCUUCCUCGCCAAAGCUGGGUUCCCCACCCCGGAGUUUGACUUCCGUGUACCUGGCGUGACAUCGAUCAGUGUCGACACGCACAAGUACGGCUUCGCACCGAAGGGAAACAGCGUGGUUCUCUACAGAAAUGCCGAGCUGCGCAAGUACCAAUACUACGUCUGCCCCGACUGGUCCGGCGGUGUCUACGCCUCACCGAACAUGGCAGGCUCACGACCCGGCGCGCUCAUCGCCGGCUGCUGGGCGUCGCUCAUGAAAAUGGGCGAGGACGGUUACCUCGACACCUGCCUCAAGAUCGUCGGAGCCACCAAGCAGAUCGAGGAGGCGAUCCGGAGCUCCGACAAGCUGCGCCACAGCAUCACUGUCAUCGGCAAACCCAUGGUCUCCGUGGUGGCCUUCCGCGCAGUACAGAAGCCCAAGAAGCAAGAUUACGCCGUGGACAUCUACGAGAUGGCAGAUGCCAUGUCCGCCAAGGGCUGGCAUCUGAACGCGUUGCAGGACCCGCCGGCGAUUCACGUCGCCGUCACCCUGCCGAUCGUCAACGCGGUGGAUGCGUUGAUCAAGGACCUCGAAGAGGUGGUGUUGACUGUUAGAGGGCACGUCUCCUCUAAGAAGGGAGAUACUGCGGCGCUGUACGGUGUGGCAGGCAGUAUUCCUGACAAGAGUAUCGUGCGGGACCUUGCGAGCGGUUUCCUGGACACGUUAUACAAGGUCUGAUUCAGGUUGUCGUGGCAAAAUUCAAAGCGUUCAUGUAGAUUUUGAAAUUUUAUUCUGUCCUCACCUUCUACCAUAACUGCAGAGCUUCUUCGCAAUUUGUACC
Molecule: messenger RNA, 1850 nt
Organism: Dissoconium aciculare CBS 342.82
Lineage: Eukaryota; Fungi; Ascomycota; Dothideomycetes; Mycosphaerellales; Dissoconiaceae
Product: PLP-dependent transferase
Exons: 1
Coding region: 89-1747 (552 amino acids)
Biological process (GO): sphingolipid catabolic process; carboxylic acid metabolic process
Cellular component (GO): endoplasmic reticulum
Molecular function (GO): pyridoxal phosphate binding; sphinganine-1-phosphate aldolase activity
Source: RefSeq, a predicted model, not a curated record